UUCCACAUCAUGCAGUUCUCAGUCCGCGCCGACCCUCCGCCAAGACCGCCACCUCGAAUAACGGCGUGUACAUACAUAGUGAAAUCUGGCGUGGCGUUCCCGUAGAGUUUCUCGCGAAUUGAUCGCGGCCGAAGGCGGUGAGGGAAACAUGAGUGUAGCCUUCGUGGGGCAUUCGCAAGUCGUCUGGUGACGCGACCGCACGCGGCGUAACAGUAGGGUAGUAGUCACUAUGCUGCAGUGUCUAGUCGUAGCCCGGGCUCAGUAUUACGUAGAUGGAUUUUGUAAAUAAAUUUCAAGUGCAGGGAUAACGUGUGUAUACACAUUUACAAAAAUAACAUUAUUAUUAAUAAUCCAUUUGUACAAAUUUUCGCUCGAGUACCUUCAAUCCUAAUUUUAGAUCUUUCAAUAUGUGAUACUAAGUGAAUCUAGUCGUCGUCGUCGUUGUUGUUGUUGUGUAGUUUUUUUUAAUAUUAAGCGUCUCUAUGUCAUCAUAGCAAAAAAAUCAUCUUUUCAUUGAGUGAAACGUUUUGGAGAAAGAAAGAAAGAAAAAGAAAAAAAAAAUCUGUGCGUAUCAGCGGGAAUGUCAAAGUGCGCCCCCUUACCAAGUGAUAGUGUUGCGUUCAAGUGUGCGUAUCGUUACGUUCUUGAGAUGCUCCCGUCCCUCUUCCCCUAGAAGUUGACUUUCACCCAUGUUUCCAUUUUUGAUUCCCCACAUGGUUACGUCAGGCGUCAGAAUGGCCAUGUCCCCCCAACAGUUUUGCCUGAGGUGGAACAACCACCAGUCCAAUAUCAUCUCGGUGUUCGAACAGCUCCUUCAGAACGAGUCCUUCGUCGACGUGACCUUAGCCGUCGAAGGAAUGAUGCUGAAGGCCCACAAGGUUGUCCUCUCGGCCUGCAGCCCUUACUUCCAGGCUGUCUUGGCGUCUCACCCAGACAAACACCCGAUCGUCAUCCUGAAGGACGUGAGGUACACAGACAUGAGAGACCUCCUGGACUUCAUGUACCGCGGGGAGGUGAGCGUCGACCAGGACAACCUCUCUGGCUUCCUCCGGGUGGCGGAGUCCCUCCGCAUCAAGGGCCUGACGGAGGUCAACGAGAAGAAGCGACUCGAGAACUCCUCCACUGCCUACCUCAUGCCCCAAGCCAUGACGGGCGCCGCGCCCCCGGGAGUGGCGCCGGGCGUCGUUCCCACGGCGCCCCUCACGCCGCUGGCCGGCGACCCCCCGCCCCUCAAAAGGCCGCCCCUCUCGCCCUCCGCCUGCUACGGUGCCAAAAGACGGCGCGGCAGACCGCCCAAGAUUUCGGGCGAGGAGUCGGAGGGUGAGGUAGGAUCGGUGGCGGGGUCGGUCUCCGCCGCCGACGGGGAGGACACGCGCAGUGAGGCCGAGGUCAAGGUCGAGGCCGAGGAGGUCAAAGAAUGCCCUGAACCCGACGAUCAGGCCAAGGAGCCCGAUACCAAGAGUGGGGAAUCAACUCCAGGACCAUCGGGUGAAAGUCAAGGAAAAGAGGCGACGAGGUUGCCCCAAGAAGAACAGGAAAACACGAGGGAUUCGCCCGGUUCAGGACAUGUUCCGGAGUGGACGACCCCCCACGAGUACGACCCGGACGACCACCACGCCGUCGCCGCCGCCGCCGCCGCCGCUGCAGCGGCCAUGCACACCGCCAUCAAGAGCAACUCCCAGCCGCCCCCUUUACCUCACCCGCCGCCCACCACCGACAUGGACCAGCUGUACUACACCAAGAACCUGCUGGAGGCGGCCAUGCUCAAGAAUCCCUACGAAGCCCUGAAGAACGACAAGCACCUGCACGGCUCCAUCCUGCUGGCCUCCCUGAGGGCGCCUCUCAAGUUCGGCCUCCACGGCGUCUACGAGCGGGAGGGCGGAGGAGGAGACCGCGACCACGUCGUCGACUCUUCGCCACACUCCCCACUGACGUCCUCGCCGCAGAAGCCGACUCAAUCCUCCCCGACGUCCAUCUCCCCGAGUAGCGGGAGUGAGAGAGAGAGAGGUGGAGAAGGAGGGGGGCGCGGAGGAGGGGGCAGCGGGGGAAACAACAAGGUGUCGGUGCCCAUCAUGAGCUACUGCAUCCAAGACAACGGUUUCAAGUGCUCCAAGUGCUUCCAGACAUUCACGCACCCGUCCAACUUCCACCGACACUACAUCACGGUCCACACGGACCGCCGGGCCCACAAGUGCCAUGUCUGCGGCAAAGAGUUCAAACGCAAGGACAACAUGAUGUCCCACAUCCGGUCCGUGCACCGGCCCGGCAAGGAGGGUCACACCAUCUUCAGGGACGUCUCCUCCGUGUCGCCCAGCCUGCCUAGGGAGGUCCCCCACUUGCAAGAACAACUCAUGCAACAGAUGCAGCAAGUUGACAAAGUCUAGAAUAAAAGAAAUAAAUAAAAAUGAGCUUCCAGGUGUGGUGAUGAUCUCUUCUAGUUUUAGAUCUUAUUUUUCUCUCUGUCAAAUGAAGAAGAAGAAGAAGAAGAAAAAGGAGAAAGAGAGGGAGAAGAAGAAGAAGAAGAAGCGUCUCUAUGGCCUUACUGUCUGAUUGACUGAGACGAUCGCAGCUCACAUAUAUAUAUAUAUAAAACUGGAAAUACAAAUUCCAGGAUUGAAAGAAUUUAACUGGAAAUACAAAUUCCAGGAUUGAAAGAAUUUGGCGCGGUCUGUCCAGGAAUCAGAUCGACCAGUCGAGCAGGUAUAUAUCGGUCCGCGCGACCACAAUCUCAUUCUAAUGUGCAAUGUUGUAUUUAAUGUCUUGCAAGCGAGAGAGAAAGAGAGAGAGAGAGAGCCUCUCUCUCUCUAUAUAUAUAUAUAUUAGAGACCCUUUUACCUAUAUGAUGAAUACCUGAUGCGGUGACAAAUCCCCCAAAAUGCUGUAUUCUGUGAUGAAUUGCAUAUCCCUGCCUCCGGGGGGCAGCUUCCAGUGAACCCCCUGUGCAGAGAGGGUCCCGAGCCCCUCUGCAAAAAUCUACGUAUGUCUCGUGUGUGUGUGUGUGUGUGUGUUUGUGUGUGCGUGUGAGCGAGAGAGGCCUUAUUUAUCUGUGCCUUUAAGCAGCCGAGAAAAGGCAGAAGAAGUGAACGUUCCUCGCGAGGGAUAACAUUGAUAACUGCCUGAGCUGAAGAACAACAACAAAAUGAAAAUACCACAGUUUGUUUUACCUUUUUACGUAUACUGGUUGUAUUGUGUUAGUGAUAUUGAUUAAUUAUUUAGCAGAAAGAAGUGCAAUAUAGUGCAUUAGUUUAUUUAUAGACAGGUUUCACCUUUAUCUAAGCAUGACAGUAACUUAAGGCGUAACAUUAUAAUAGACUACGACGUUUUGAUCAUGAUCUUCGGUUCGAAGAGCAACGGGAACCAACCAAGUGCUUAUCUCAAAAAGGAAAGAAAGAUUCAUUUUUUUUUAUUCUUAAUUUCUCUCUUUAUAGAGUCUGCAAAAACACUGCCAAGACUUCCGCAAUAAACGAAGUGCGUCUCUGUGUAUUCAUUCAAUUUGUUUUAUAUAUAUAACAAAUAUCCAAGUGAUAUAUAUAUAUAUGUCUCGCGCGUGCGAGAUUUUCCUCUCUGUCGGAGUUUAAAUGGAAAUAUUUUUUGAUGAUGAUGCCUUUUUUUCCCGAUUUCAGUACCUCUUUUUUUUUUAAAUAGAGACUGUUCGACAACAAUCUCCCGUAAGUCGUGAAAACGGAUCGAGUACGGAGUUUAAAUCCAUCUGCAAAUGCUAACAGAUGAUUCCGGUGGUUAUGCAAUAAUGCAAAUGCUGACUAAGAACGGACUAGAAUCAAUUUGAAAACGCUGGCUUCAAAACGUAAGCUUCUUCGUUAGCACGUGAUAAAAGAUGCAUUUAAAGUCUAUAUAAUAGUUUUUUUUUCGUGUAAAGUUAGUUUAUGGUUGUAUAUAGUUUUUAUUAUUUUUUCGUGUGAUUUUUUGUGUUGUGUUUUCGACCAAAGUUAGUGUGGUAAAUAGUUUUCUUUUUAUCUCUUCGGUCGUGCCAGACAAGUCAGAAUAAUAUAGCUUUAACGGGACAGUAAAUUUUUCACAGUUUGAAUACGUUGCUAAAUUUGAUUUUUAUCUCGAUUUAGGUUCAAAUCCAAAUUCGUAAGAGUUAAACUAUUUUGACUUCGGCAUGAGAAUGGCUUGAGGGUCCACCUCUGUAGUGUUUUGUAAUGUUUUCAUACGACAAUCUCGUCAGCGAGACUUAAGUCUCGUUAUUUGGUUUUUCACAACCUAACAAUAGGGAACUUCAAAAAAAGAUUCAUAUAUAGAAUUUCUCUCUUUAAUUUCUUUCAGAAAUGAUUAUUAUUAUUAUAUAAUCCUUUCCAUCAGCUGCUACGGAUUUUUUUCUUUAAAAAGAGACAAAUGUUUAUAUGCACUAAAAAGUUUAUCGUAAAAAAACGAACUAUGCAAAGCUAAUAACUGAAAGUAAUAAGAAAAAUUUUUUUAUGGAGAUUCGGGCACACAAAUAAUUCUAAGUGGCAAUCUGUAAUAUGGUUGAGUUUUUAAUUGUUAUAACAUAGGAUUCUGAAUGUUAGCGUCACUUGCUGUUUACUGUUAUUUUGUGCGGGAAUCGAACUCUAUGCAUGUUUAUAGGAGGCUUUAAAUGAGCUUAAAAAAAAGUUGUUUUUAUAAUUAUUGAAACCGCUGUAAAGAGAGUAGCUAUUACAGAGUAAUAUAUUGAAUAAUAUAUUCAACUUUAUUUAUUAAGUUAAAUAGAAAUUAAUAUAAUUAUUACACUUCGAGGGAAAGAGCAUCUUCGACAUUGUUUUAUUAUUAUAUAGAGGCUAUAAAUCUUUUAUUUAUUUGUGGUUCUGGAGGGUUAUUUCGAUCCUUUUUUUUGCCACACCAUGACAUUUAUAGAUAUAAUAUAUAUGUGUGUGCUUUGUGUGCACACAGUAUAGAUUUUAUAAAACACACAAGUAAUACACAUACAUUCAUAUAUAGGUUUUAUAAAACACACAAGUAUUACACAUACAUUCAUACAUACAUGUAUGUAGAUACAUCAUAUACACAUAUAUAUCACUGAACAAAACAUACAAAAUAACACAAAAAUUAAAACCAAUAUUUAUAGUAAACGACGAAACCGUGACAAAUGACUAUCAAUGAGCAACGGCUUGAAAAAAGAUCGAAAUAAACCGACAGCCCUUUAAAAAAAAAACCGUAAAUGAUUUUUUUUCUUCGUUUUUAAUAUUUAUAUAGAAAUAUAAUAACGAUCGUCUUCAAAGGUUGAUAUAGAAUAUUCGGGUAGCUAAUUCGCGUCAACCGUGUUUAUUUUUAAAAUAGUUUUUUUUUCUUCAGUCUACUACAUAGUGCUAUAUAUAGUCAUCGCCAAUAUAAUAAUAUAUAGACGCGCAUAUAUAUAUGUGCGAAUAGGGAUUUUUUUUUUUUU
Macrobrachium nipponense is the source of this 5383-nucleotide messenger RNA. RefSeq names its product protein tramtrack, alpha isoform-like. Bases 690 to 2384 code for a protein of 564 amino acids. The record is from RefSeq and is a predicted model, not a curated record. NCBI's taxonomy places the organism in Eukaryota, Metazoa, Arthropoda, Malacostraca, Decapoda, Palaemonidae. Gene Ontology annotation, biological process: regulation of transcription by RNA polymerase II. The transcript is spliced from 6 exons. Gene Ontology annotation, cellular component: nucleus. Gene Ontology annotation, molecular function: protein binding.